AUGCAUGCUUCGUUGUACGGGAAAUCUGCAUCAACGUUCUGUUCAGACAGGUAUGUACAGUGGUCCGCCUUCUCGUUUUUCCUCACUGAACCAAGUUCGUUUGUCGACAUGACUAAUGAUCUACGGAAAUCUGAAGGGAGUGAAGAAUCGUCAACAACGUCAGCAUCAACGGCUUCCUGUCAAAAGUGGUUAGGCGGCAACAACUGGGCCCCAUCUAGAGCAAAUGAAGAAGAAGCACCUGCUUCUCCGAAGUACCCAGUUUUUGACGAGAAUCAGUUGCGAAGGCAAUGCCAGGACUCUAUUCAAAAGAAGUCUCCAAGAAUACUGAUUGAGCGACUCAAACAAGGAGGAGUUCUUUUAUGGAGCGAACUGUCAGUGUUGGAAAGACGGCUUGUGGAUUGCAAUCCUUGGUUCUUUGAGGUUUCGAUAGAUCUCCCUGAAUUUGUUGAACGCCGUGUGAAGCUGAUCAACGGUUCAAAACUAGCGCAAAUAGAUAUCAAUUGUAAAAAUGGAGGUCUGCGUCCCGCCCUAGACGAAGAUUUAGCUUGGCUGCCCGACGCUAAUAUUGUUUAUCCGAUUCAUAAGUUCUCAAUACGUGAGAUAAGUCUCGAUUUCUGUGCUGUAAUAGCAUUCACACCUCCACGCUGUUUCAUUAUGUGCGUUAAAGAUGACAAAGAAGAACAGGAGAGGCUUAGCGAAGUUAGCGAUGGAUUGAGAGACAUUUACACCAAAUAUCCGCGGAAGAAAGGGGAAAUAGAAAUACGACCAGGAGUGGCUCUAGUGGGAGUUAUUAACGAUGUCUUAAUGCGAGUUGUAGUGUUAGAGGCUGAUGUGCGCAAGCCAACCAAAGUUCGAUGUGCUUGUAUGGACUAUAAUGCUAUUUAUUCAUUUAAUCGGGAAGAUCUCUUUCCGUUACCCUCAGAGUUCUCACCUCAAAAAGUGCCAGUAAACAUAUUUCUAGGACGUUUCCGGGGAACUCAUUACAUAUUCAAGAACAAAUACGUGGAAGCGAACAACGCAAUGUGCCAGCCUAAUAAGGAUGAGGGGAUGGUCUCCUUCGUCACCUGCGCCAUUUACGGAGCUGCUCCGGAUGGUCUCACCAUUGUGGAUGCUACUAUGCCUGACGAUAACGGUUGGGUCAGUUCUGUCAUGAUUAGGGCGAGAAUUGCUGCUCCGAUGGCAGGAGAUCCAGACAUCAGGUGUAGUGCUGUUCAGGCCGAGGCGGCUAUUCGGCAAUUUUACUCGAAGGGGAGACAUUCAGCUUCUGAAAGAGAAUCAGUUGCAGACCCAAACGCAACGCAUGGGAGAUUUCCCAAACCUAAGAAUAAGGAUGUUUGCGGCGAGGACAAAGGAUCAUCUGAGGCAUAUGUUGCAAAGUUUGCCAAGGAUGAUCGUGGUACUUUGGUAAACAAGACUGCAAAGGAAGGUAGUACCACGGGAGACGAAUCCCAGCGGCAUAACGUUACUAGCAGCCGUGGGAGCACAGAUAGCGGAAGUGAAUCUACCGAGAAAAACCUGAAAGAAGCAUCGUUAAUCGCGAAGAACGAGGAGCAGCAAAGCAAGACGUUCCAAGUAUUGGAGGAAGGUGUACUGACUGCAACGGACAAAUCGGACUAUGAGGGCACAAGUGGAGUCCAGGAGCAGGCUAAUGAAAGCCAUCCUGAGGAUGAGAUCAAAGAGAUUUUUGGAUAUGGUGAAGAUACACACAAAGAGGUCAAAAAUGUAGAAGAAAGGAUACAUGAGUUGACGAUCGAGGAACUUAGUGAGAAGGAAAAGGAUCAGCUUGCGGAUCUGCAACCUAAGAAGAUGGUGGAGGAACUUCAUCGAUUUAGUGCAAACAGAGUCGAAAACGAGGAAGAGACUGCCAAACUUGAUACAGAUCUUUUAACUUAUCGCAGGAUGUCAGAAACUGUGACUAGUGCUGAAGUUAACACUGUUCCUGAUGCCGAUGUGAUUGCAUGCGCAGCCUCCCCAUCAACCGCUGCCACUCCACUUUGUGUUCCUACCAACGAAGCUGAAGUCGGAACUUAUGAUGUAGAAGUGGAGGAUUUGUACAAUGUCUUCGAGGCAUACAUCACAGCUCGCCGCCUCUCGGGAGUUUCACCUUCUUUUAAGGCAGCCGUGGAUUUCUUCGUAAUUUCUGCAAUGAAUUCUGGUGGACGUAUGUUGAUUGGUAAAGACUCAAUCUCUUCGAAUGCUGAUGAACAGACAGUAAUUGCGGAUCUGAACAUGGCUUCAGAACUGGCAUUCAAACGAGCGAAAAUGGCAGGGGUUGCUCAUCUAAAACUGAAGCCGCGGAUUGAUGAUGGAGCAUGUGGACCAGUGUUCGAUCGUAUUUCUCGAUCUACCCACGAGGUAGCCGUGUGCAGUCGGAUUAUCAGCUCGUUCCGCCUUGAAGCAGUCUCAGAAUGCCAUAAUUUGACGUCGUCGAAUCCUCGAAUAUGUGUUCUUCGCAUGAAUGGCCAAGUGAAUAGUGGCCAAGCUGGCUGCACGAUCGAUCGAGGUACGAAUCCGCCCUGGUGCCAACCAAGCAUUUUAUCCCUCCGUAGUCGAUAA
Messenger RNA from Necator americanus (New World hookworm), 2556 nucleotides. RefSeq lists its product as uncharacterized. The record is from RefSeq and is a predicted model, not a curated record. Lineage: Eukaryota; Metazoa; Nematoda; Chromadorea; Rhabditida; Ancylostomatidae. The coding region runs from base 1 to 2556 and encodes 851 amino acids. The transcript has 19 exons.